AAACCGGGUACGGGGAUUAACACUGUAACAGCCAGCUACUCAGCCACCCAGCCAACUACUUCACCUGUUCGAUUUCGGUUCUUCGAUACACUCUAGGAGGCCUCCAUUGUUGAUUGUUCUCUCUCCUCCAAAAUCAACCAUCGAUUUCUCCAAUCACAAAUUCCCUCAGAAAACAUCGCCCACGCUUUAUAAACCUCAUUCACCAUCCUCCUCUCUCAGUUGAUUUGAUUUCUUCACUUUCAUUGUCAUAUUUCCAAGCAACAACAAUGGCGCAAGUAGUUGCUACCAAGUUGCUUCAUAAUUCAUUUCUCACCAAUGGAUCUCUUAACAAUCAGAUUGAGAAGAUCAAACCUUCUGGUUUCGCUUCCAAUGGCCGGAUUAUCCCCAGCCACCAUCGUAUUCUUACCGUCACCGCAAGGAGAACGGCGGACCUCCAGGUUGUUCCCGUCACACCUGAAGAUAUACCUAAGAUAGGAGAGCAGAGUUAUCAAGUUUUAGGAAAGGGUGAUAGUUCAGUUGCUAUGUGGUCGAAGCCCAUAAUUAAGCGCAAGACGAAAAUUGUUUGUACAAUUGGUCCAUCCACUGACACAAAGGAAAUGAUAUGGAAGCUGGCUGAGGCUGGGAUGAAUGUUGCAAGACUAAACAUGUCACAUGGAGAUCAUUCUUCUCAUCAGAAAGUCAUUGAUCUGGUUAAAGAAUACAAUGCUCAACAUAAGGAUAAUGUCAUUGCAAUCAUGCUUGACACCAAGGGACCUGAGGUCAGGAGUGGGGACUUGCCACAACCAGUUAACUUAGCAAGUGGCCAAGAAUUCACUUUCACAAUAAAAAGAGGUGUUGGUACAGCAGACUGUGUUAGUGUUAAUUAUGAUGAUUUUGUUAAUGAUGUAGAAGCUGGUGACAUGCUUCUGGUUGAUGGUGGUAUGAUGUCGUUGUUGGUGAAAUCGAAGACAGAAGAUUCAGUAAAAUGUGAAGUUAUAGAUGGUGGAGAGCUCAAGUCUAGACGCCAUUUAAAUGUCAGAGGAAAAAGUGCAACUCUACCAUCUAUCACUGAAAAGGAUUGGGAUGAUAUCAAAUUUGGUGUGGACAAUCAAGUUGAUUUCUAUGCGGUUUCUUUUGUUAAAGAUGCAGAGGUUAUCCAUGAGUUGAAGAAUUAUCUAAAAAGCUGUGGUGCAGAUAUUCAAGUUAUCCCAAAGAUUGAAAGUGCAGACUCCAUACCAAAUUUGCAUUCAAUUAUCACAGCAUCUGAUGGGGCCAUGGUUGCAAGAGGGGAUCUUGGUGCAGAGCUGCCAAUUGAAGAGGUUCCAUUGUUGCAGGAAGAGAUAAUCAGGACAUGUCGUAGCAUGGGAAAAGCUGUAAUAGUUGCAACAAAUAUGCUUGAAAGCAUGAUUGUUCAUCCUACUCCUACCCGUGCUGAGGUGUCAGACAUUGCUAUUGCUGUUAGAGAGGGUGCUGAUGCAGUCAUGCUUUCUGGAGAAACUGCUCAUGGAAAGUUUCCUCUAAAAGCAGUUAAUGUGAUGCACACAGUGUCGUUAAGAACCGAAUCAAGCUUAAUGAGCGGGGGAACACUUUCUAGUCUUAAUCAAGCAUUUAAGAACCAUAUUAGUGAAAUGUUUGCAUACCAUGCUACAUCAAUGUCAAACACUCUUGGAACUUCAAUUGUUGUAUUCACUAGAACAAGUUCCAUGGCUGUCCUACUCAGCCAUUAUCGACCCAAUGGCACUAUAUUUGCCUUCACAGACAAUAAAAGGGUACAGCAGAAAUUGGCUUUGUAUCAAGGAGUUUGCCCCAUUUACAUGGAGUUCUCAGAUGAUUCUGAGAAAACAUUUGCAGAUGCUCUUUCUCUCUUGAAGAAUCAAGGGAUGAUGAAGGAAGGUGAGCAUGUAGCUCUUCUUCAGAGCGGGAGAAACCCCAUUUGGCGGUUUCAAUCCAACCACAAUAUUCAGGUCAGAAAGGUGGUGUAGAUCAGCACUCAGCAGUAAAGAAGAGACCAAUUUGAAUUAUUAUUCUUAUUUUAUUUUUGUUUGUCAUCCAAUUAGCGUAAGGUUUUAAUUCUACUACCUAAUGUUUUUGUGCUUCUUUAUCAACUUAAGUUGCAAUUUAAUUUAGUUUCUUUAAUAUGUGUAGCGAAUUCUGAUUGUUGGCAAAAUAAUAGUAGUAUUUGUUGUCAUUAUUUGAGUUUAAU
Molecule: messenger RNA, 2182 nt
Organism: Lactuca virosa
Lineage: Eukaryota; Viridiplantae; Streptophyta; Magnoliopsida; Asterales; Asteraceae
Source: the annotation of a GenBank genome assembly